CUCCCGUCCCACCAGCGUUUCUUCCGCUGCUGCUUCCUGGAGCCCCCGGCCCCUCUGGGAAGAAGCCACUGACAGCUUCCGCCGCCUCCUGCACGGGGCCAGGAUGCCUCCUCAACCGGCUCGGAUCGCCGCGGCAGUCUCCUUGCCCCGACCUUGCGGCGAGGGGCCUGGGGGUCGGACAGCAUCCCCGUAACUGGAGGUGGAGCCGGCCCCGCGGCCUCCGGGGCCCACCGCUUCUCCCGCCUCGCCCUCCUCCGUGCCUUGCCAGCCCUUGUGGCACCCCUGCGGCAGCCUCCUCCUGGGCGGGCCCCUGGCCAAGUGGGUCCGUGUCUAUGCAAAGCCGGGGCUGCCCUGAGGGCUCGUUGGCUCCUGUCGAGUUUACAGCUGUUUAAAAACAAAACCCGGUGGAUUUCGCUGUGCGGCGUCCAGGCUUGUUCACAGGGUGGGGGUGGGAGCGGCUCCGGGGGUGGCGCUGGGCUGAGGCCCCCAUGGCCCGCCUCGCCCUCAGCCCGGGGGUGCAGGGCCUGCGGGUGACUCACCCCUGCGACCCCUGACAUCACUGGGGCCAGGCUGGGGGGUCUGUGGGCCGCGUGAAGCCCCUUCCCUGGGCUUUCAAGGGUCUUCGCACCUCCCUCGUCCUGCGGGACCACCUGCUACGGCACGCCAACGGCAUGGCCAGUACGGUGGCCGGGGGAGGGGGCGGUCACACCGGCUGGUACGGUGGCCGAGAAGCCACGCUAGUAGGACUGCUUGGUACGGUGGCCGGGUGGGGGGGCGGAUAAGGGUUGACUGGCGAGCGCAGGCGGGACGGUGGCUGAAAGGGGACGCAGCGGGGGAACAGGGCCAUACGGUGGCCGAGAGGGGGACACACAACGAGGGAAACAGGCCCGUACGGUGGCCGAGAAGACGCUGAUUGGAGAAGCCGGGUGGUACGGUGGCCGAGAGGAGGUGCAGGGAGGGGCCAGGCCCGUACGGUGGCCGGCGGGCGCCGGGCGUUUCCCGGCGGCGCUCGCGCGGUGUGUAAACAAUGAAGAUGGCCGCCGCCAGGUCCUUGUGAGCGCGGGCCAGGCCGGGUGGGCCUAGGAGCCCGGGAGGGUUAGCCGGGCGAGCUCGGGGCCGGCUCCAGGGAGCCCCUGCCGGGGCGUGCUGCGGCCGCGAUGGACUUCUCCAGGUUCCUGGCUGACGACUUCGAGGUGAAGAGCUGGGUGAACGGGGCCUUCCGGGCCGGGCAGCAGGACGCGCCGGGCAAGGUGGACGCGCACGCGGCCACGCUCGUCAUGAAGCUGCAGCUCUUCAUCCAGGAGGUCAACAACGCGGUGGAAGAAACGAGUCACCAGGCGCUUCAGAACAUGCCGAGAGUCCUGCGGGACAUGGAAGCCUUGAAACAGGAAGCAACUUUCCUGAAGGAGCAAAUGAUCCUCGUGAAAGAGGAUAUUAAGAAAUUUGAAGAGGACACGGCUCAGUCAAUGCAGGUCCUGGUGGAGAUUGAUCGAGUGAAAUCCAGAAUGCAGCUGGCUUCCGAGUCGCUCCAGGAAGCAGACAAGUGGAGCACGCUGAGUGCAGAUAUCGAAGAGACCUUUAAAACUCAGGAUGUGUCUGUGAUCUCUGCCAAGCUAACCAGCAUGCAGAGCAGCUUGGCGAUGCUUGUGGACACGCCGGACUACUCGGAGAAAUGUGUGCACCUUGAGGCACUGAAGAACCGUCUGGAGGCCCUGGCCAGCCCUCAGAUUGUCGCCACAUUCAAUGCUCAGUCUGCGGAUCAGGCCAAAGUGUUUGUGAAAGUCUUCACCGAGAUCGAUCGGAUGCCCCAGCUCCUUGCAUAUUACUACAAGUGUCACAAGGUGCAGCUGGUGGCAGUCUGGCAGGAUCUUUGUCAGAGCGAUUUAAGCCUGGAUCGGCAGCUGACUGAGCUGUAUGACACUCUGCUUGGAACAUGGCACUCGCAACUCCAGUGGGCCAUGCAGGUUUUCAAGAACCCCCAUGAAAUCGUGACUGUGCUGCUGAUCCAGACGCUAGGGGCCUUGGUGCCUUCCAUCCCUGUCUGCCUCAGCACCGCAAUGGAGCGAGCAGGUCAGGAAACAAAGCUGCUGAAGCUGCUGGAGCUGUACGACACCACCCUGCACUUUGCACGCGGCCUGGAGGUUGCAAUGCUGCCUAAUCUACAAGAACAUAACUUGGUAAAAGUGAUGGAACUGGUGGAAGUGGUAUAUGGUCCAUAUAAGCCCUAUCAGCUGCAGUAUGGAGACCUGGAAGAAGAAAACCUCCUCAUCCAGAUCAGUGCAGUGCCCCUGGAGCACUGGGAAGUAAUUGACUGUGUCCAGGAGCUGAACUACUCGGUGAACAAAGUCUUCAGCUUGGCUUCUGCAGCCAUCGACAACUGCAUGAAACUCACGGAUGGACUGGGCGUGUGUGGACUCCUCAAGGCCCUCAGAGCUCUUUUUGCCAAGUAUGCAUCCGACUUCACCAACACUUUGCAGUCUGUACGGAAGAAAUGCAAACUGGAUGAUAUUGCUUCAGAUUCCCUCUUCCAGGAGGACUGGACUGCGUUCCAGAACUCCAUCCGAAUAAUAACAACUUGUGGUGAACUCCUUCGGCAGUGCGGGGACUUUGAGCAGCAGCUGGCAAACAGGAUUUUAUCCACAGCCGGGAAGUACCUCUCUGACUCCUACAGCCCCUGCAGUUUGUCCGGCUUGCAGGAUGCCAGCUUGGCUGACAAGAAGAGCACAGGCAAGAACCCCUGGCAAGAAUACAGUUACCUUCAGAAAGAGAACCCGGCUGAGCAUGCCAGCCUCCUGGAAACACUCUACACCUUGAAGGAGAAAGGCACAAGUAACCACAGCCUGCUGUCUGCAUCUCGAACUGCCCUAACUCGCCUCAAUCAGCUGGCACACCAGUUGGCGUUCGAUUCUGUUUUCCUUCGCAUAAAACAGCAGCUCUUGCUCAUUUCCAAGAUGGAGGGCUGGAGCUCGGGUGGCAUUGGCGAGACGCUAACAGAUGACCUACCAAACUUCAGCCUGACUCCCCUGGAAUACAUCAGCAAUAUUGGGCAGUAUAUCAUGUCCCUGCCACUGCAUCUCGAGCCGUUUGUUACACAGGAAGAUUCUGCUCUGGAAUUAGCAUUACAUGCUGGAAAGCUGCCAUAUCCCCCAGAGCAAGGGGACGAGCUGCCCGAGCUGGAUAACAUGGCUGACUACUGGCUGGGUUCCAUCGCCAGGGCCACGAUGCAGACCUACUGUGAAGUGAUCCUGCAGAUCCCGGAGCUCACUGUCCACUCCACGAAGCAGCUUGCCACAGAUAUCGAUUAUCUAAUAAAUGUGAUGGAUGCCCUCGGCCUUCAGCCGUCCCGGACACUCCAGAACAUUGUCACGCUCUUGAAGACCAAACCGGAAGACUACCGGCAAACAGCCAAAAGCAUGCCCCGCAGGUUAGCCAGCAACGUCGCCACCAUGAGGGGCCUGGAGUACUGAUGCAGAGGCUGUAACAAGCUGCAGAUGCAGAUGGUGUCCAGACCUUGUCUGAACUGAAUCUUUUCUCCACAAAAGUUUCUGAAGCUUGUGGGACCUGAUUGGGGGAAAGGGCGUUUAUUUGUGAAUUGUUUUAAUAAAGGUCUUCCUUUGGCAGGGUGAA
This is a messenger RNA of Alligator sinensis (Chinese alligator), 3627 nucleotides long. It is a transcript of the gene COG7, whose product is annotated as component of oligomeric golgi complex 7. Gene Ontology annotation, cellular component: COG complex. The coding region runs from base 1158 to 3467 and encodes 769 amino acids. The record is from RefSeq and is a predicted model, not a curated record. Gene Ontology annotation, biological process: retrograde vesicle-mediated transport, Golgi to endoplasmic reticulum; intracellular protein transport; Golgi organization. The transcript is spliced from 17 exons. NCBI's taxonomy places the organism in Eukaryota, Metazoa, Chordata, Crocodylia, Alligatoridae.